Messenger RNA from Clonostachys rhizophaga, 492 nucleotides. Lineage: Eukaryota; Fungi; Ascomycota; Sordariomycetes; Hypocreales; Bionectriaceae. The record is from the annotation of a GenBank genome assembly.
AUGGACCAAACUCCCGACGCCGACGUCCCACCCCCCAUGUCCCGCGUCAAGCAGAACCGCAUCGACAUCUGGCGCAACGAGGUCGCCGCCCUCACCCUCGACACAGCCCUCGACACAAGCGACGACCCGUCCCGCCACUCCCCGCCCCCAUCCUCCGCGACCUCGUCCGCCUCCUCCUCCAGCAGCUUCCUCUCCCUCUCCUCCCCCACCUCGAGGGGCCGCCGCUUCUGGCGCCGCCUCAGCCACCGCCUCACCGGGAGGCCCCUCGACCCCUCGCCUCCCGACGUCGCCAGGACGGACAUGUACCGCACAGAGCAGCAGUCGUCCUCCCCUCGGCAUACCGCCCCCAAGGACCUGGGCAGGAGGCACACGGCGGAAGCAGCCUUGGGCGAGGAGAGCAGCCGCGACGGGCUCCAGGGCGCGUUGGGCGCCAAGCAGGACCGGCUGGAGCGGGCGGCGAGGCUACUCGAGGAGGGCCCCGUGCGGGAAUGA